Messenger RNA from Hansenula ciferrii, 2100 nucleotides. RefSeq lists its product as uncharacterized. Bases 1 to 2100 code for a protein of 699 amino acids. Gene Ontology annotation, biological process: protein phosphorylation. The transcript has a single exon. The record is from RefSeq and is a predicted model, not a curated record. NCBI's taxonomy places the organism in Eukaryota, Fungi, Ascomycota, Saccharomycetes, Phaffomycetales, Wickerhamomycetaceae. Gene Ontology annotation, molecular function: protein kinase activity; ATP binding.
AUGGAAAUUCAAGAAGAAAAGCUCAAUGGGAAUUGGUAUCAAAAAAAACUUUACAAGAUUGCAUUUAUCAUUCCAGAGUUAGUUGAUAUAUGUGGGGUUGAUGGUGAUUUAAAUGGUAAUUUUACCACUCCAGAUACUUUUGUUCAACAUGAGCUCCACGACUUGAAUUUUGAACAAGUUGAUGAUAUUUCAAAGAGUGAACUUGAAAGCAAUGCAGUAGCUUUAGAACAAUUUGUUGAGGAAACUUUAGCAACUGCAGAAGGUCGAGGUAAGCUUUUCGACAUAAACAAUGAUUUGUUUUCUGCUAUUGGUAGAUCCCAUGGGGAUAGUAUAUCAGCUAGAUCCUUACAAUAUGAAUGUGUGGGUCAAUCAAAGAUUUCGUCUUCACUAAAGAUUAUAACUGUUUUUUUCUCAGAGCUAAUGCAAAUACGUGGGAUUCCACAAUACUUGAGCACCAAUAUUGCACCAAUGAACUUAACCACCGAAGAUAUUUCCAAACUUUUUGGUAUACAAUUUAAGCUGCAAGACAAUACAAAAAUGUCGCUGGGUAAUAUCAUGGAGGAUUUAGGGAUAGUGAUAAAAAACCAACAUGAUACAGAAGACUUGCCAACUUCCAUUCUUUCAUUAGAAUCUAGGGACCAACGCUUGGGCAAAUUUAUAAGACCAGAUAAAUUUCCUGCGAAUGAGCUUUCAUCUAUUUUGAAAAAAAUUAUGAUUUGUACUCUGUUGAGAGGGAAUUCUUCAUUCAUUCUAAGUGAUUAUGUCACAACUAGGCUCUGCUUAUUGCCUAUUCAUGAAAAAAACAAAGAUCUCUGGUUAAAUAAAGGAAAAUGGAUCACGUUGAAAGCACCUGUGAAAUCACAUUUUAUUGACAGUACAACCCCAUUUGAUAAAGAACAAUUAUCUUUGUGUGGUCUAUUUGCUCUUGUUACGUUUGAUGGAAUUUUCCAAAAGUUUGGUUUAUUAAAUUUGGACGAAUAUUCAAAUUAUUUGAAACUUAAUGAAGCAAAGAAAAUGAAUGAACAAAAUCAAGAUUGGAUGCAUUUUUUCAGAGAAUUCUUGUUGAAUUCUAUGGUAGAAGAAACCGAGUACCUACCUUCUUUAUCGUCACAUUCCGCUAGUGAAGAGCCUGAGAGUAUUAAUGAUUCAACUAAUAUAGAUUCUGAGAGUCUGAGUGGUCUCAAAAGGCCAAGUACUGAGAAAAUAUCAGAAACUUUACCCAAAAAAACUAGAAUUGCAAGAUCCACAAAAGAAUCAAACAACCAUUCACAUUAUUCAAAUUCGUGGUUUGUUGAUCUUAAAGAUUCGUUCCGCUUCAAAGGUUUAGAUGAUAGUUUGAUUAUUCCAAAUAUGUCUACUUACGCAUGUGUGAAAUUUGUUCUACCUCAAAAUAUGUUUUUAAGAUUAUUAGACAACAAAUUGCAAUCCAAAAGAGAUGCAAAUAAGAUUUCAAAGCAAAUCAUCCAGCAAGGAACAGAAAAGAUUUUUUGGAAGUUUUAUGAUUUACAAGGUAAUAUUGCACGAUUGAAAAUAUAUGGACACAAUUAUUUUGGUGAUUAUGUUGCCACAGGUCUUUCAGAAGCUGAUAGAUAUACUCUUGGGAAUAUUGAAGAUUUCGAUUCUCUGGAAUCAAUUAAUGAAAUUGCAAAAGCUGAUUAUGAUAAUGAAGUGGAAACAUUGAGAGGUAUUUAUCGUUAUAAUGCAACUCUUAAAAAUAAUGAAAAGGAUUUCAUCAUAAAUACUACCCAGGCUUAUUGUCAUGGAGAAGUCUUAGCUAAUACAAUGGAAGGUAGAAUUUAUCAAGGUUAUCAUAUCGCUUACAAUUAUAUUGAUUUUGCUGCUAACAAGCCUAAAACUAAAUCUCAAUUUAAAUCAUGGAAAACCCAAAUUGAUAAUCUACACAAGGCAGGUUUCCAUCAUGGUGAUAUUCAUCCUAGAAAUGUUGCUUGUAGAGAUGAUGGAGAAGUGUUUAUUUAUGAUUUUGGGAGAUCCGAACAGAUUUCAGAAAUGGAAGGUUAUUGGAAACAAAAGUGUCUCAACAAAACUUGCACUGAUUACAUAGAGCUUGAAGAACACCGAAAAGCAGUUCUAGGAAAAUAA